AUGUGGUUUGAAAUUCUUCUAGGAGUCAGUAUAAUGGGCAUGUGUUUUGUUUUCCUGGGAGUGGCCACUGUCUACAUCCAUAGGUUUGCUAAGGGGGGCAAGGAAAAAAGGGUUGCCCAUUUUCCCUAUAAGUGGAAUUUGAUGGAAAGACAUAUAUUUGGAGUUAAUCGUUAUUAUAAAUCAAAGGGUUUGGAGAACACGGAUUAA
Messenger RNA from Marmota flaviventris (yellow-bellied marmot), 207 nucleotides. RefSeq names its product NADH dehydrogenase [ubiquinone] 1 alpha subcomplex subunit 1-like. The record is from RefSeq and is a predicted model, not a curated record. Gene Ontology annotation, cellular component: respiratory chain complex I. Lineage: Eukaryota; Metazoa; Chordata; Mammalia; Rodentia; Sciuridae.